AACAUUUGCUGAAAACGACGAUUGUCUUUCCAGACGUUGAAACUUUUUUUAAACUUGAAGAAGAAGAAGGAAAAAAAAAAAAAAAAUCUGAAAGAGCACCGAAUCGGAACCAAAUUGCUAAAAAAGACCCAUUUCGGGAAAAAAAAAGGAGAAUUUUAGAGCCUAAAAAAAGCAUUGAUCUCGGUUUCUAUGUCCAUGCAAGCAAAGCUAAAACCCUAGAAUUCGUCUUCUGUUUGGUGAUUCUCAGUGUGUGAGAAAUUGAAGAUGGCGACAGAGAAUUCCCAAAUCUAUCAUGAGAGGCAACGAUUACAGUUCUGCCUUUUGCACUCCCUCAACAAUCUCUUUCAGCAAAAGGACGCGUUUACUCGAGCCAGCUUGAAUGAAAUUGCUGAGAAACUUGUUCUUGAUGAUCCAAGCAAGGUGAGCUGGACACCAUUAUCUGUGCUCUUUAAGCCUCAUUAUAAUGCAAUCACAGGAAAUUAUGACAUAAAUGUACUAAUGGUGGCAUUAGAAGGGAAAGGCAAGAGUGUAAUUUGGCAUGAUCGGCGUAACGGAUCAUCUUUGAUCAAUCUCGAUGAUGAUACUUUGAUGGGUAUUGUGCUUAAUGUUUCGGUUAUAAAGUAUGGUGGGCUUUGGAAAAGUAGGCAUUGGAUUACGUUGAAAAGGAUCGAUGGGGUUUGGUAUAAUUUGGAUAGUGAUCUUGUUGCUCCUGAGACUUAUAAAGAUGAUGAAGAAGUUAGGGAAUUCUUAGAUUGCAUCAUCAAUCAUGGUGGGGAGGUUUUGCUUGUCAUGAAUGAUACACAGUGAGCUUUGUUUGCUUUGGAAUUAAGUUCCUUGAUAGAACAUCUAAAUGUGUAUGUAUAUACCAUGUACUUGUUCCAAACAAGAUCUUCGGGCAGUUUAUAGAAGAAUUCAGUUUUACUUUUUAUGCAAUCUUAGUCUCUUUCAAAGCUUGGACUUCUUGAGGUAGGAAAUCAGUUCCUAAGGGGUCUGGCAGGUGGUGAUUAAGGAUGUUCUUAAUUGUUUCUUCAAUGAAUUGUUUUGUUCCCUAAGGUUUCUUAAUGGAUUGGAAUUCAGAAGUCA
This is a messenger RNA of Quercus robur (English oak), 1083 nucleotides long. RefSeq names its product josephin-like protein. The record is from RefSeq and is a predicted model, not a curated record. Gene Ontology annotation, molecular function: cysteine-type deubiquitinase activity. The coding region runs from base 265 to 807 and encodes 180 amino acids. Gene Ontology annotation, biological process: protein deubiquitination. NCBI's taxonomy places the organism in Eukaryota, Viridiplantae, Streptophyta, Magnoliopsida, Fagales, Fagaceae. The transcript is spliced from 2 exons.